This is a messenger RNA of Phycomyces blakesleeanus NRRL 1555(-), 4340 nucleotides long. RefSeq lists its product as hypothetical. The transcript has 13 exons. The record is from RefSeq and is a predicted model, not a curated record. Lineage: Eukaryota; Fungi; Mucoromycota; Mucoromycetes; Mucorales; Phycomycetaceae. Gene Ontology annotation, molecular function: GTPase activator activity. Bases 27 to 4340 code for a protein of 1437 amino acids. Gene Ontology annotation, biological process: regulation of small GTPase mediated signal transduction; activation of GTPase activity.
AGUCCACGAAGACGACAAGUUGACCCAUGUUUCUUGACUGGAUAGCUCAGCUCAGACUGUUGCAGCAUGACCCUCAAACCAACAUUCUUGGCCCUUUACCAUUGGGCAUCAAAAGAACACUUAUUUCUGAAAUCACCUCUUUCAUUUAUCCCGCAUCCGGAAAGCAUAUACCCGAUCCUUCCAUCUUUGUUUCUCCAGCCCAUGUCAAAUGGGUUAUGGAAGUCAUUGGCCAGGGAUUCAAUCUUCCCUUGGAAGACAUGCACAUAACCAAUGACGACGUGAGCAUAUAUGCACAAUGGCUAUUCGAGCCCUCCAUGAGACCCGCGGCUGUUGUCAAUGAAGGACUCGAACAAGAGCUCUAUCAGAUCAUCUUUCACCAAUUCUCGCUCCUCUUUCAGCCCCGGAUCCCUCGAUCGCCUUCAGCCCAAAAUAAUCAUUACACCAACAAUUCAUCAUCUGUAGGCAGGCCUAACAGUUUCAACAUCAACAUGAUCCCCGCCAAUAUUCACACAAAUGUCACGUCUGCCAGCAUGCCAAUGCCAGCUACGAUUGCAAACACAACCAUCAACACAGCUCAGCCGACAGGAGCCAACGCCACCCCAAACGUUCUCAAGGACACAAUAAGCCAGCUCGUCCAAAGACAUGUCGAACUCUGUAAACGGACCCUGACAGUGUUUGCCACCGCAGGAAGAUCGCUCGAGCUCAGUCCAGAGACCUGGACGGUCUUACUCAAGGUGAUGCUUGGUAUUACAGACUCGUUACUAAGAGAACCAAUGGGCGACACAUCCAUUCCGGGUGUGGUUAAUAUGGGUGAUCAACUGUGUGACCAUCUGCUGAGAGUUCUAUGUGAAUUAUGGUUACGGUCGGAAACAAAGGAAGUUGAAAUGUGGGACAUUUUCAAGGAUUGCUUUAUGAGAUGGACCCAUCGUCCCAAGGUUAUUCAGCAAUGGAGUGCAACAAGUUUGGCCUUGUCAAGAUGUGUUUCUGGCCAUCUCUCUGAAAUUGAAGAGUGCUAUGUGGUCAUCAUGUCAGUCAGUGGCGUGCAAGUAAAAUUAGACCUUCCGAAGCCAUUUGUAUACUAUGCCUGGCAUAGAUUUAUCUACCUCAUUCCACAUCCACUCCAACUAGCUCCUCACAACUUCAAUUUAGCGAUGAUUGGAAUCGGUCAACUUGUCAGUGCUCUCAACCAGAAACAUAGUCGUGUGUCAAAUACCAAAGAGAUAAACAUGCCACCCGAUGGAAACACUCUCUUACACAUGUUUGGCACCUGGCUGUUUGACGUUUGCUCAAAGACAUCUCAAAACGAUCCAGAGUCACACAGGGGAUUUGCGGAAGCAUUUGCGACAUUGUGCAAAAUAUUUUGCCGCCCACAGCCGCGCCAACCAUUUUUACGCACCUACACCGAAAGAUUCUAUGCUGCCCUUUGCCUUGGCCUCAAAGUAGAUGCCUGCAUUCCUACAAUCCUGAUGAAUUGCACUGAGCUAUUUGCAAUUGAUCUCGAGGGAGUCCGUAUGUUGGUGCCUGAUUUUAUUUCGGCCAUCAAGAUGGUUCUUCCCAAACUUAAUAUCCAAUGCAAGUGCUUUGUGUCUGUGGAUGAUCUCCGUUUGGCUGCCAUCAAGGUGAUCAGUACCGUGAUGUGUUUGCCAAACCACUUUGAAAAAGUAGAGCUCAAGCCAGGGUGGGAUUCCGAUCUUCAUUGUGCGUCUGACAAUGCUUCUUUAAUCGGAGAACAAGAGCAGCUGGUUACUCAAUUGAUACGUGUAUUGUAUGCCGACAAGGGUGAUGUUGAUGUAGAAAGACCAUUUACUUGUCUCAAGUUCUAUAUUCUUGAAUUGCUUCUCAUGUCUCUACGAACAGAGACCUCUUCUUACAAUAUGCGUUAUAUUCUUCACCUUAUCAACGUUUAUGUUGUUGAAGAUGUUCCAUUCUGCCCUGGUCUUGUUGGUACAGUUGUCAAGUUGAUUCAAGACAAGAUAUUGACCAUGAAACUCCCACCCGAUGUCACCCUAGUGGCUUUUGAUGUCCUGAUGGACUUUGUUGAUUUGUAUGACUAUGUAAAAAGAGACAGUAAGGUCAGACAAAACGAAGCGAUUACGGCGGGGAUGACAAGGACGUUGAAUACCAUUUUGUCCCCAAAAAAGAAUGUAGCACGAGAACUUGUUUUAGCAUUGAGUCGAUAUGUAGACACGCUGAUAAAUGCUGGCAAGUUGUUGCAUACCUAUCCUCUUAUUGUCCAAGCAUAUGAUUGCAUGAUGAAAUGGGUUCUUGUCAGCCAAUGGAUUAUUGAUGAUCGUGACUGUUACCAAGCUGUCAUUGCUACCCUUAGUCGAGGUAUCACCUUAUUUGACCGUGAUACAGAUUCAGUUCAUGUUGAAGUCAGUUCAGAAAAGAAAAAGCGUCGAGACACGACAUUUCCUCCUGCCAAGCAACUCUUCUUACUCCCACCGCGGGUUAACAAGAACAACAAUAACAACAACAGCAACAAUAGCAAUAGCAAUAGUAGUAACAACAACAACAAUAGCCACAGCCAUAGUAAUAGUAAUAGCAAUAGUAAUAACAAUAGUAACAGCAAUAAUAACAGUAAUAGUAAUAACAGCAACAAUGGUAACAAUAGCAACACCAAUUCGAAUACCAGCGCCAAUGCCAACACCAACAAUAACAAUAGCAAUUCUGCAAAUACAACAGAUCAGCAAUCUGCUCCUUCGUUACCCCCGAGCCGGUCCGGUUCAGUUAACCACAAGAAAGAAGAGAUAGCAGUCCGCAUGGCAGCGGAAUACUGCAUGUCUCAAUUUGUCAAUCAGCUCGGCAAGUUCCAAUCGUUGCACGACCACUCGCUUGUCCGUUUCCGAUCAACUCAACGAGACGAUCUGUGCUACCUUCGAGAAUACCGCGCCGCUAAGCAGGACACGGAUGUGCGUACCGCGAUCAAUCCGUACGACACAGUUCGCUAUUUUUUGGUCGACAAACGGAUGAUACUGGCUGUCAUUGACUUAACAAAUGCUCCCCACAAAAGCACAGAAGAGCCCAAAGGGAAACCCUCAGUGCUGCUCAUCAUUAGAGAUACCACAGGAAGCUACAUGUGGGAGAUGGACGCGGUUUAUAAAGACCCCGAUGCAUCGACACCCUUUAAGGUUUCUAUAUCACCUCCGGCCACUUCUGACCGACGCAAAUCAGAUCCACACAACCAACCUUCUCUGCUGUACCAUACUUAUGGAAGCGAUGAUGACUAUGAUGACGACGCGUUUGUGGUUCCGACUGCUACUUCUGUGAAUGAGAGCGAACUACCGAGACUUGAUAAACUGCUUAAAGAUGAUUCCGAGGAUUUGUACCAGUGGGAUGGCAUCAGGACGUUUAUUGAACAGCAGAAGAAUGUCAUUUUACAGAAAAGUUUCAAGGAGUCCAUGGAUAAGCACACAGUUUAUCCAGCCCCUCCUAAUAUUAAUAAUGACAGCCCUAGAGGAUUUCGACUGCUCUUAUCUCAAAUUGGAUUCCUCUUACCUCAAAACAGAGAGCAAAUCACACCUAUCCAAAUAACAGAUUCGGCGAUUUCAGAGCUUGAGACUCUCGAUAUGUUGAACGAACGUGAUUGUAUAUCAGUGUCUGUUUAUUAUGCUUUGUCUGGAAAUACAACUUGGACAGAACUAGUCGAAUCGCCUCCUCCAUUGAGCCCGUUGUACUUACAAUUCCUUCAUUGUCUUGGAUGGCCAGUAGAUCUUGCGAAUCACAAUGGUUUCAAAGGCAAUCUUGAUCCCUCGAUUUGCGAAAAGGCACCUUAUUACUCUGACAGGUCUGCUGAGUUUGUGGUCAAUGUACCUUACAUGCUUCACCAGUCACCUUGCAGGAAUGAUGAGACCAUUGGCCAGAUACACCAACGAGUCUCGGUUGAUGAUCAUGUUUGCAUUGUGUGGAUCGAAGACUUGGUCAAUUACGAUGAACUUUCCAAAAAGAUAAAAAAUUCAAGUCUUCCAUCCUCCAAAAUUAUGGUCUACAUGUUUAUUCAUCCACUCAAGAAGAGUGCUGAUGGACUGUACCGGAUACGUAUACACAUUCCAUCAUAUACUAGUCUUUCUGGUACUAUGGCAGCAAGUCAACGCCUCAAUGAAAAUGCUUUGUUGUUUGGCCCAUUGGUUGAUGGUAUCGUUGUGAGCAGACACGCAUUAGGUGCAAUGGUUAGAAAUACAGCCAUUUCAGCUCACCAGGCCUGCCGAGUGGUUACAGAUACCUACACAAGACCUUAUGUGAUCCGUAAACAGUUUAUCGAAGAAAUGGGACAUCGUCACAGAGUUAAGAUGCCACUGUCAGAAUUUUAUUCAGACAUAUUUUCAGAAAACAGAAUCUAA